CCAAACUCUGUCAAAAGCAGUGAAUCCAGGCUCUAUCAUGGUGAAGUUCCUGCUGCUCGCUCUUGCGUUAGGUGUGUCCUGUGCACAUCAUAACAAUCCUGAAAUCACUCCCUCAGAGGUUGACGGGAAUUGGCGCACCCUUUACAUAGGUGCAGAUAAUGUGGAGAAGGUACUCAAAGGUGGACCUCUGAGAGCUUACUUUCAGCACAUGGAGUGCAGUGACGAAUGCCAGACACUCACAAUCACAUUCAAGGUCAAGGUGGAAGGCGAAUGCCAGACACACACAGUUGUGGGAAGAAAAGAGAAAGAUGGCCUGUAUAUGACAGACUACUCUGGUAAAAAUUAUUUCCGAGUUAUAGAGAAGGCAGAUGGCAUCAUCAUCUUUCACAAUGUUAAUGUCGACAACAGUGGAAAGGAGACAAAUGUGAUUUUAGUUGCUGGGAAAGAAGAGAGUCUGAGCAAAGCACAGAAACAGGAGCUUAAGAAGCUGGCCAACAAACUCAAUAUUCCAAAUGAGAAUAUCCAGCACUUGGAGCCCGCAGACACUUGUCAUCAAUAAAGACCCUGUAUGGAAAGUUCCUCAGUCCCAUCAGCUCAUGAACAUCUUACUGUUUUGUUUGUUUUGCAUUUUGCGUUUGAAGCUUCAUGGAUGACAGCAAGAUCAGGAAUAUUUCCCACAUCACUUUUUCCGUGAAAAGAGAAUCAUGACAAUGAAGAUAACUCACCUUUCAUUUUUUCUUUUCAUCUUACCUAUAAAGCCAGAAUCUCUGAAGCAAGAAUCCCUGCUUCAUGGAUUUUCUUCCCAUCCUCCUACCAUAGUACUGACUCUUCCACUGAUUAAAUAAAUUGAUUUCUCAU
Molecule: messenger RNA, 858 nt
Organism: Peromyscus maniculatus bairdii (prairie deer mouse)
Lineage: Eukaryota; Metazoa; Chordata; Mammalia; Rodentia; Cricetidae
Product: odorant-binding protein-like
Molecular function (GO): small molecule binding; odorant binding
Source: RefSeq, a predicted model, not a curated record